Molecule: messenger RNA, 3021 nt
Organism: Quercus lobata
Lineage: Eukaryota; Viridiplantae; Streptophyta; Magnoliopsida; Fagales; Fagaceae
Product: beta-galactosidase 1-like
Exons: 19
Coding region: 303-2828 (841 amino acids)
Biological process (GO): carbohydrate metabolic process
Molecular function (GO): carbohydrate binding; hydrolase activity, hydrolyzing O-glycosyl compounds
Source: RefSeq, a predicted model, not a curated record
AACCAUUUCACGCGACAAACUUGUUAUUAUUAUUAUAGCAGUGUUGUAGUGUUGUGUUGUAGUGGGUGUGAAAUUCUCUCUCACACUAAUUAUUUUUCUUUCACUCACAAAAGAAGAGGAAAAGGAAAGACAAGGAAAGGCAAAAACCAGCUGUGUUGGUUUUCUUUUACUUUCUCUCCCCAAAAGAAGCUUAGAAUAAAGUGUUUAUAUAAGAGAGAGAAGAGAAAGAAUAAUAAAAAGGCCAUUGCUUUGUUAAGUUGAAGCUGCUUAAACAAAAGAGGAUCACUUGCUUGCUUGCUUCCAUGAAGGGGUUGAAGCUUGUAAUGUGGAAUGUGGUAGUGGUGGUUUUGUUGGGUUUAUGUGUUGGUAUUGCUAAAGCUUCUGUGUCUUAUGAUUCUAAAGCUAUCACCAUUAAUGGGCAGAGAAGGAUUCUCAUUUCUGGAUCCAUUCACUACCCAAGAAGCACCCCUGAGAUGUGGCCAGAUCUUAUUCAGAAGGCUAAGGAAGGAGGUUUGGAUGUGAUUCAGACUUAUGUUUUCUGGAAUGGGCAUGAGCCUCAACCUGGCAAGUAUUACUUUGGGGGGAACUAUGAUCUGGUCAAAUUUAUCAAGCUGGUGAAGCAAGCUGGCCUUUAUGUUCAUCUCAGGAUUGGUCCUUAUGUUUGUGCUGAGUGGAACUUUGGGGGAUUCCCUAUUUGGCUCAAGUACAUUCCGGGGAUCAAUUUCAGAACAGAUAAUGAGCCUUUUAAGUAUCAAAUGCAAAAAUUCACAACAAAGAUUGUCAAUAUGAUGAAGGCUGAAAGGUUGUUUGAGUCUCAAGGUGGUCCAAUAAUUCUAUCCCAGAUUGAAAAUGAAUAUGGACCCGAGGAAUAUGAAAUCGGUACACCCGGUCAAGCUUACACCAAAUGGGCUGCCAAAAUGGCUGUGGGGCUCGGCACCGGUGUCCCAUGGGUAAUGUGCAAGCAAGAUGAUGCCCCUGAUCCUGUUAUUAACACUUGCAAUGGUUUCUACUGUGACUACUUCUCUCCCAACAAAGCUUAUAAACCCAAGAUGUGGACAGAAGCCUGGACUGGCUGGUUUACUGAGUUUGGAGGUCCAGUUCCAUAUCGACCAGCUGAAGACUUGGCCUUUUCAGUUGCAAGGUUUAUACAGAAAGGGGGAUCAUUCAUUAAUUAUUAUAUGUAUCAUGGGGGAACCAAUUUUGGCCGAACCGCUGGUGGUCCUUUCAUUGCUACUAGUUAUGAUUAUGAUGCUCCUAUUGAUGAAUAUGGACUUCUGAGACAACCUAAAUGGGGUCAUUUGAAAGAUUUGCAUAGAGCAAUAAAGCUGAGCGAACCAGCUUUAGUAUCUGGAGAUCCCACUGUGACACCACUUGGAAAUUAUCAAGAGGCUCAUGUAUUCAAAUCAAAAUCUGGAGCUUGCGCUGCAUUCCUUGCCAAUUAUAAUCCAAAAACUUUUGCAAAAGUGGCUUUUGGGAAUAUGCAUUACAACCUUCCUCCUUGGUCUAUCAGUAUUCUUCCAGAUUGCAAGAACACUGUAUACAAUACUGCCAGGGUUGGUGCCCAAAGUUCACUAAUGAAGAUGACUCGGGUUCCUGUUCAUGGAGGAUUCUCUUGGCAGUCAUACAAUGAUGAGACAACCUCCUCUGAUGACAGUUCUUUCACAAUGGCUGGGUUGUUGGAGCAGAUAAAUACAACAAGAGAUGCCUCUGACUAUUUGUGGUACUCGACAGAUGUUAAGAUUGACGCCAAUGAAGAAUUUCUGAAGAGCAAAUAUUAUCCUUAUCUUACAGUCUUAUCUGCUGGCCAUGCUUUGCAUGUUUUCAUCAAUGGUCGACUAUCAGGAACUGCCUACGGAAGUCUAGAAAGCCCAAAACUAACAUUUAGCGAAGGUGUGAAUUUGAGAGCUGGUAUUAAUAAAAUCUCACUUCUAAGUGUUGCUGUUGGUCUCCCGAAUGUUGGUCCACAUUUUGAAACAUGGAAUGCCGGUGUUCUUGGUCCAAUUUCAUUGAGUGGUCUUAACGAGGGGAGAAGAGACUUGUCAUGGCAGAAGUGGUCUUACAAGAUCGGUCUUAAAGGAGAAGACUUGAGCCUUCAUUCACUUAGUGGAAGUUCCUCUGUUGAGUGGAUUGAGGGAUAUUUAGUGGCCCAAAGACAGCCACUGACAUGGUACAAAACUACGUUCAAUGCUCCAGCUGGAAACACACCAUUGGCCUUGGAUAUGGGCAGCAUGGGUAAAGGUCAAGUAUGGAUAAAUGGACAGAGUGUUGGCCGCUACUGGCCUGCUUAUAAAGCAUCUGGUACUUGUGGUGAAUGUAAUUACGCUGGAACAUAUGAUGAGAAGAAAUGCUUAAGUAAUUGUGGUGAGGCUUCCCAAAGAUGGUAUCACGUUCCUCGUUCGUGGCUAAAACCAGCAGGGAAUUUGCUGGUUGUUUUCGAAGAAUUGGCAGGAGACCCAAAUGGGAUAUCUUUAGUUAGAAAGGAAAUUGAUAGUGUAUGUGCUGAUAUCUUUGAGUGGCAGCCAAACCUCAUGAGUUGGCACAUGCAAGCCACUGGUAAAGUUAGUAAACCAAUUAGACCUAAAGCUCAUUUAUGGUGUGGCCCUGGCCAGAAAAUUUCUUCAAUAAAGUUUGCUAGCUUUGGAACACCAGAAGGUGCUUGUGGAAGCUUCCGCGAGGGAAGCUGUCACGCCCACAAAUCAUAUGAUGCUUUUCAAAGGAAUUGUGUUGGGCAGAACUCCUGCUCAGUCACUGUAGAGCCUGAAAAUUUUGGAGGAGAUCCAUGUCCAAAUGUCAUGAAGAAACUCUCAGUGGAGGCUGUUUGUAGCUGAAGUGAAUAAAGGUCCUCCAUCGAUUUUCUCAAGGCCCCAAUACAGAAAUUUCAGCUGAUAUAUUUUUGGAUAAAUUAUCUACACGUCCAGAGCAUCAUGACCAUUCAUUUUGGCUUUUCCAGGGUGAAGUUGUACAAAUAUACAACACACUGACUGGCUAAAAGCAUAUACGGAUUGUGAAAAUGAUAGUUGA